GCUGCCCAAUCGCGCACGAGCAGCUGCGUUAGCUUCCCCUCUGCGUGCGGGAAGAACAUGGCGGAUCGUCUCACGCAACUGCAAGACGCGGUGAACUCGCUUGCAGAUCAGUUUUGUAAUGCCAUUGGAGUGCUGCAGCAAUGUGGUCCCCCUGCCUCUUUUAAUAACAUUCAGACAGCAAUUAACAAAGACCAACCAGCCAAUCCUACAGAAGAGUAUGCCCAGCUUUUUGCAGCACUGAUUGCACGAACAGCAAAAGAUAUUGAUGUUUUGAUAGAUUCCUUACCCAGUGAAGAAUCUACAGCUGCUUUGCAGGCUGCUAGCUUAUAUAAGCUAGAAGAAGAAAACCAUGAAGCUGCCACAUGUCUGGAGGAUGUUGUUUAUCGAGGGGACAUGCUUCUGGAAAAGAUACAAAGUGCUCUUGCUGAUAUUGCACAAUCACAGCUGAAGACAAGAAGUGGUACCCAUAGCCAAUCUCUUCCAGACUCAUAGUACCAAUGAAUACCAUGUGGCUAAAGAAAGAACUGUUUCAAUGCCAUUAAGAAUUCUGCAUCAGAUUUAGAUGUAAGCCUUACCAACAGUUACAGAAACAUUAAACACUGACAUGUGUUACCUUUUUAGCUAUUUUUAAAAGUCUUCUAUUUUAACUUUUGAUAAAUAAGCUUAUAAAAUUGUGAUUGAACCAGCUUUAAACCAUCAUUAUAACAUUUUUAUCUGCAUAAAAUUAUGAAAGCAGAUACUACAUUAGUGAUCAUAAUAUAAUUAAAUACACUAUAAAAUUCUUUUGUGAUAGAAUUUAUAUCUUUAUAUUUGAUGUAUUUCAAAUCAGACCAUUCCUCAAGCCAGAGGAGAAGGAGGUAAGUGCAGUGAUACAGUACAUUUCAGUUUAGGUUGGUGUCCUUCUGCCUCUUUAGAGGUGGCAGUAUAUAAAUUUGGAGCUUUAAGCAAGAAAGUUUCUGAAACUGUAUUGCUUUUGAGAAACAGUGAGAGUUAGUGUGGCUGGAUGAGAGUAGGUCACUUUUAUGCAAACCUUUUUCUCUUCCUCAUACCUGUUCUAGUUCAUACCUCAUACCUGUUCUAGUUCAUCUUGACAUUUGUUUUUACUAAGAAAUGCUCUUGUCUGUCUGUGGAAUUCCCCUGCUAUUGUGAGAGAAUUUUUUUCUUCAUCCUGAACUAUUUUUUUCCCAUAUCCUUUUACCUGCUUUUUUUCAUCCUUCUCCUUAAUUUGCUCAUCAUCAUAGUGAAGUAUGUUUCCUCAAUCAUUGAUUCCUUCUCAUUAUCUCUAUUUAUCUGAAGGUAUUGUCUUUUGAUCUUAAUAACCUCUCAACUUUUAUUUGUAUAUUCUAAUCAGACCAGAGAUACUUUACUACAUCAGUUACUUCAAUAUUAUUUUCUCCAUUUCAUCUCAGUUUGUUAUAGCUAACAUUUGUGUCAACAUUAUCAACUAUGGUCACUCAUCCAACUCUUGGAUCUGCUUGAAUCCACCAAUUAUUUACACGAGAAUGCUGGAAUUAAAAUGCUUCACAUUUUAACUGAAUCUGUCUCCUGAAACUGUAUUUUUCAGACUAUCCCAAGCUACAUUUCCUUAGCAAUCUGUUGCUAUUCAGCGUUUUGGGAGAAAGCUCAAGAACAAUAGAAUGUUCUGCCUAUCAUUUUUAUCAUAGUCAAGCUUUUCCAGAACAGUUUUUGAAAAAUACUGUGUUCCAAAGUUUGGGGGCAUAAGCAUUAGCUGGCAAAAGUUGCAGCAAUUUAUUGGCUAGUCAUAGAAACAUUUUGAACUUUUAAUUUUUAUGUGUAUUGUCAUCGAAGUGUAAUAAAAACACUUUGCUAUCA
Microcebus murinus (gray mouse lemur) is the source of this 1833-nucleotide messenger RNA. It is a transcript of the gene MED21, whose product is annotated as mediator complex subunit 21. The record is from RefSeq and is a predicted model, not a curated record. Gene Ontology annotation, biological process: regulation of transcription by RNA polymerase II. Gene Ontology annotation, molecular function: transcription coregulator activity. Gene Ontology annotation, cellular component: mediator complex. Lineage: Eukaryota; Metazoa; Chordata; Mammalia; Primates; Cheirogaleidae.